CAAAAUGAUUAAGUGACGUCCCUGAUCUCUCAAAGUGUAAAAGCUUUACUUUCAGUUUCACGUCGUCGGGCGACUUGAUGGAUUGUCUGUAAUUUGCUUUCGCAUUUCAAGUGUCAGUGUUUGUUCAAGAACUCAAGAAAUUUACCAUUAAAAGUGUCCAAAGAUUUAAAUUUUCAAAAAUUACCGAAUGCACUGUUGGAAAUACAAUAAUUUCUAGUAUGGAAUCAUUUGCGAAGAUACCUCUUGGACAAACUACUUUAAAAUUGAUAGAUCGUGUUUUAUGGGUGGUUGAAAAAUCAGUCCAAUGGAGCCUUCCCGUUCAAGAAGCUUCGUCAGAUGAAAAUGGAAAAACAUUCGGUGAAGUCGAACUUGUGAGGCCGCUUCCAUGGAUCCUCUUUUUACCUGGACUAAUUUUAUUACGAGCAGUAAGGAUUGCACUUAACGUAGGUGCUUUUGUCUGUGGAUAUCCACUAAUUCAGCCCAGUGGAAUAGUAAAAUACGUUCAAAAGCGCAGAAGGCAGCUGAGGACAAUAAAAAAUAAUGGUUUGAAGAGUAUGCGUAUCCAAAAAGAGAUAACAGAUCAGGACAAGGUGGUGGCAAAGAACGAUGCCAGGAAGAGUCUAAUAAAGUCGAUCCAGUUGACACUGUCCACUCUCUCAUGUCUCGAUGGCUACAGGAAUUCACCAUCGCCGCCUCCGACAAGAAUCCAGGUUUCCAACAAUUUCGAUCUAGUGCCAGUAUCAAUUGAAGAGAAUUCAACAAUUGAAUCGACCAACAGUCCUAAUCGUUCUGAUUCGAAACGUAAAUUUUUUGAGGUUGAGGCUGCUUCGACUGAUGAUGACGAUGAUGGUAGUGAAUCCGAGGAUGAAACUCUCACAUCUCAAAUUGAACGUUUAGCUCUUGAAAAAAGCAUUGAUGAUCCAGAUUUCAAUCCCGAUGCAUUAUCGUUGAGUGAUGCAACAGACGCAAGUUUCGAGGAUGAAGUUUCUAUAACAGAAGCAAAAGAACUUAUGGCGGAUGCAAAAAAAGACUUGAAACUAAUUCAACUACAAAAUUCUGAACAAUCAGAACAAAAGGAGAAACCAAUUUCUGAUGAGAAAUCAAAAGUGAUCGUAACGCCCGAAAACUCAGGCAACAAUCAUGGGGUUGAAGCCCUCGAUGGACAAGAAAAUUAUUAUUCGCCGGUCAAUUUUGGAACAGAUGGGGAAUUGGCCUUUUAUUCUCCAAUCAGCUCGAAAAGCGUUUCACCAGAACGAUCAAAUUCCCCCAUUAAACAAAUCCCAAUCAAAGGAAGUAACGCAAAAUCCAGUGACAUAGGAAAUGGUGCUCUGAAAACAAAUGAAGAACUUAUAUUCCCAGAAAACGACAUUUCCAGGGUUUCAAAAAAAGACACUACAAAUGGUCACAUUGAGGGAAAAAAAUCGACGCACAGUGGAAAAUUCAACCACAAACAUAGACGUUUCAGUCAUGGAAAUCGUAAAAAAAAGUAAUUAAAAAUUAAAAGUUUUUAUUCUCUUUGUCGAUGUGAAAAUCCGCGAGAGUUAAUGAAAUGUAAAAUUUAUUGAAAAUUUCAAUUACAUCGUUUUGAGUACAAUAUACACACACACAUAUAUAUAUAUGUAUAUAUAAAUGAACAAAACAUUGUGAGAAAUUUUCGAAAAAUUCUUUAUAAAAAUUUGACUACGUUUUUGUCAAAGUUUUCUAUUUAAAUAUAUAUCAUGUGUUUUUUUCGAAAAAAUCUCGUUAAUCGAACUUUAAGUUCAUUCAUCAUACACAAAGUGUAUGCACAUAUAUAUACAUAUAUAUAUAUAUAUACAGGGUGUUCCAAAAGUAUGGAAACUUGCAAAUAUCUCGAAAAGUACGCAUUUUCGUAAAAAAUAUCCAAAACAAAAGUUGUUCCCAAAAAAAGAUCUACAUUUUUUUUGAACCCAAAAAAUUGGUCCCGGGACCCAACAGUGAAAAAAGAAGUAUCACGAAAAUGCGUACUUUUCGAGAUAUUUGCAAGUUUCCAUACUUUUGGAACACCCUGUAUAUAUACAUAUUAAAGUUAAGGUAUCUUAUUAUAAAUUAUCGACUAUAAAUUAAACAAAUAAUUCGCCACAUUUAUUUGAAAACAUCGAAAAACAAUUGUCAUUUUCAAUACAUCGAAUUAUCGCCAUAUUUUUAGCAUUUUUCAUCAAUAUUCUAAUAUUAUAUACACGGUUGAUUAAUAUGAAGCUCAACAAAAACUUUAUUGAGACUUUUUCUCAUAUUAAAGAGAUGAAUUUUUGUGAAUAAUUUGUAAAUGAAUUUAUUAUAUAUAUAUAUACUUAAAGUCCAUCUGAAAAAACAAGAGCUUUUCACUGUUAGUGUGUAAUGAAUAUUUGUGUUAUUAUAUAUUCUUAAGUUAUUUAAUCUUGUGAUCGGAAUCAUGUCAUUAAUUCAGUGAUUGUUAUAUAGGAUCCUAAAUGUAUGUACCUAUGAAAUACUCUAUAAAAAAUUGUUUAGGGAUUAUUA
Leptopilina boulardi is the source of this 2496-nucleotide messenger RNA. RefSeq lists its product as uncharacterized. The coding region runs from base 219 to 1490 and encodes 423 amino acids. The transcript has 10 exons. The record is from RefSeq and is a predicted model, not a curated record. NCBI's taxonomy places the organism in Eukaryota, Metazoa, Arthropoda, Insecta, Hymenoptera, Figitidae.